AUGGUUGCAACAACGAAAGAUAGAGAACGAGUGAAUCCUCCCAUGGGAGAUACCGAGCCUGAGCCAGCUAGAAUGGGCUCCAUCCGAUUUAUAACUGCGUUACAGUCUCAAUUACGUAACUUGAGGAAAGAUCAAGAGAGGGGAUUGAUGUAUGUGUACAUCUCAAUAAAUGGGAAAACCUCUAAAUCUCUAGUUGACACGGGAGCCACAUAUAUAUUUAUCUCUCCAGAGAAAGCUAAUAGAUGUGAGUUUAUUGUUACCAAGGAGGUGGGACAAAUGAAAGCAGUUAACUCCACUGCUUCAACGAUAUGUGGAGGGGCGAAGAGGGUUAGUAUCAAACUUGGGUCUUGGAAAGGAAGUGUAGAUUUCACUAUUUACCACAUGAAUGAUUUUGACGUGGUCUUAGGGCUCGAUUUUAUAAUGGCAGCCCAAGUGAUUCCUGUAACAGCAUCAAGUUGUUUAAUGUUCAUGGGGGAGCAACCAUGUGUGGUACCAGCUACAAUUCUCCCUUGUCCUGGGAAAAAAAUAUUGUAUGUGAUCCAAUUUAAGAAAGAGGAGAAAAAGGGGGAGACUUCAUUCAUAGUCUUUCUAAUUUCCAAAGAGGAUGCCAAUCCAGGUACGGUGCCCAAGAAUGUUCAAGCAGUGUUGAGAGACUUUGAGGAUGUAAUGCCAUAUGAAUUACCAAAAGAGUUGCCUCCUAGACGGUUGGUAGACCAUGAGAUUGAAUUGAUUCUGGGAGUAAAACCUCCUGCGAAGUACCCGUAUCGGAUGAGUCCUCCAGAGUUGGCAGAGUUGAGGAAACAAUUGGAUGAGUUGCUCCAAGCAGGAUUUAUUCGACUCUCGAAGUCACCUUUCGGGGGCGUCUAUGUGUUCCAUGACUAUCUCGAUAAAUUCGUAGUCAUCUACUUGGAUGAUAUAAUGAUCUUUAGCACUUCUAUGGAAGAGUACGAAGAGCAUCUUCGAUUGGUGCUAAUGAGAUUGCGGGAAAAUCAAUUGUUCGUGAAGAAGGAGAAAUGUGCUUUCGCCCAAACACAAGUCCAAUUUUUGGGCCACAUCAUUGAGAAAGAGCACAUUUGUAUGGAUAAGGAGAAGGUGAAGGCUAUCCAGGAGUGGCUGACCCCAAAAAAUGUUAGUGAGCUUAGAUCUUUCCUCGGUUUGGCCAAUUAUUACAGACGAUUUAUGGAAGGUUAUUCUCGUAGAGUAAAAUUACUCACUGAUUUGCUGAAGAAAGGUUAUGAGUGGGUUUGGUCCAAGGACUGUCAAGAGGCCUUUGAUGAUUUAAAGAAGGUGGUAAGUAGUGAACCAAUGCUUACCUUGCCGGACCUGGAAAAACCUCUAGAAGUAGAGACAGAUGCAUCCGACUAUGCGAUUGGAGGGGUACUCUUACAGGACGGACAUUCUGUAGCGUUUGAGAGUAGGAAGCUAAAUGAAACAGAAGUGAGGUAUACGGCUCCCGAUAAAGAACUUCUAGCAAAACUGUUGAAGCAAUAUCAUGAUACCCCAUGGGCUAGGCAUUCCGGUUGGAGGCGUACUAUUGCUUUAUUGGGAAAAGGGUAUUAUUGGCCCCAAAUGCGCCAAGAUAUGAUGGAUUAUACCAAUACAAGUCUUAUCUGUCAACAAGAUAAGGUAGAUCGACAGAGGACUGCCGGGUUGCUCGAGCCACUACCUGUGCCCGCUCGACCUUGGGAGAGUAUCUCCUUGGAUUUUAUAUCACGCUUGCCUCGAGUAGGAGAUCUUGGAUCAAUUUUGGUGGUAGUUGACAAGUUCUCUAAGUAUGCCACUUUUAUACUAGCAUCAAAGUAUUGUUCGGCGGAAGAGACUGCGAAGUUGAUGUUCAAACAUGUGGUGAAAUAUUGGGGCAUUCCUUAG
This is a messenger RNA of Hibiscus syriacus, 1869 nucleotides long. RefSeq lists its product as uncharacterized. Gene Ontology annotation, molecular function: nucleic acid binding; aspartic-type endopeptidase activity. The record is from RefSeq and is a predicted model, not a curated record. Bases 1 to 1869 code for a protein of 622 amino acids. Gene Ontology annotation, biological process: DNA integration; proteolysis. NCBI's taxonomy places the organism in Eukaryota, Viridiplantae, Streptophyta, Magnoliopsida, Malvales, Malvaceae. The transcript has 3 exons.